This is a messenger RNA of Didymodactylos carnosus, 571 nucleotides long. The record is from the annotation of a GenBank genome assembly. NCBI's taxonomy places the organism in Eukaryota, Metazoa, Rotifera, Eurotatoria, Philodinida, Philodinidae.
AUGUCGUAAGAAAUGAAACAGGACCACAAUAUGAUGAACAUUGUGAUUCUAACAAAUCAUUUAUUUGUCAAAAUAUCGAUCGGUGCAUUUCGCAUUAUCGUGUUCGAGAUGGUUGGAAUGAUUGUAGUUUUACACAAAUAGAUAUAGCUGCAGGUGAACUAUAUACUGAAGACGAAGCGAUUACAGCACAAUGUUUAAUAAAUAAUAGUCAAAAAAAAUAUCGUUUUAACUGCUUUCGUGAUGAAUUAACAUGUUUGCUGCCGGCGUCGAUAGGCGACGGUCGAAGUCAUUGUAAAGAACAUCAAGAUGAGAUCAAUGAAGAAAAACGUUUAGAUUUAUCUUUGGAUUUCAAAUGUGAACGUCGUCAUACUUCAGAAUGUAAACGGUUGAAAAAGUAUAUUAUUGAAUCAUCGCAACUCGCAACUGGAGAAAAUAAACAACAACAACAAAUUUUAUUUCGUCAAUAUUGUGAUAGUCUAUGGGAUUUCCCUAUGGGUUAUGAUGAGCACUCAUUUUUAUGUCGAGAGUGGCAGUGUCCAAAAGAAUAUUAUCAAUGUACGAGUGGACAAUG